Messenger RNA from Piliocolobus tephrosceles (Ugandan red Colobus), 1762 nucleotides. It is a transcript of the gene SLC25A39, whose product is annotated as solute carrier family 25 member 39. Gene Ontology annotation, cellular component: mitochondrion. Gene Ontology annotation, biological process: mitochondrial transmembrane transport. The record is from RefSeq and is a predicted model, not a curated record. The transcript is spliced from 11 exons. The coding region runs from base 16 to 1389 and encodes 457 amino acids. Lineage: Eukaryota; Metazoa; Chordata; Mammalia; Primates; Cercopithecidae.
GCGAGGCUGAAAAAGAUGCUGUCUAAAAAAAGAUGCUGGAAGUGCCUGCUGCUGCCAGGUUUUAGCGCGACGUGGAGAUCGCGACGUUGGCCUGCAGAUCUUAGCGCUAGACAGGCUUGGAACCUGCCCGCGCGGCCACGGCAAGAAGGCGGGACCGCCGCAGGUCACAGCGGAGACGCGAGUGGGCGGAGCCGGAGACACUCCGGGCUUGCGGAUGGUCGGCCCGCGGCGGGCGGGGCCUCGCGCAGCGGUGUGGGGGCGGGGCCCACUUGGCUUCUUUCGGCGUUGGCCUGGGUGCUACGCGAGGGCGCGCGGACCCCGCACUGGCGGCGGAGCCGGUAUGGGCCCGCCCGGCCCUGGGCUCCGAGCCGCGCGAGCACCAGCCUAGAUCCAGUGACACCCCUGGACGUGGUGAAGGUUCGCCUGCAGUCUCAGCGGCCCUCCAUGGCCAGCGAGCUGACGCCUUCCUCCAGAUUGUGGAGCCUCUCCUAUACCAAAUUGCCCUCCUCUCUCCAAUCCACAGGGAAGUGCCUCCUGUACUGCAAUGGUGUCCUGGAGCCCCUGUACCUGUGCCCAAAUGGUGCCCGCUGUGCCACCUGGUUUCAAGACCCUACCCGCUUCACUGGCACCAUGGACGCCUUCGUGAAGAUCGUGAGGCAUGAGGGCACCAGGACCCUCUGGAGCGGCCUCCCCGCCACCCUGGUGAUGACUGUGCCAGCUACCGCCAUCUACUUCACUGCCUACGACCAACUCAAGGCCUUCCUAUGUGGUCGAGCCCUGACCUCUGACCUCUACGCACCCAUGGUGGCUGGCGCUCUGGCCCGCUUGGGCACCGUGACUGUGGUCAGCCCCCUGGAGCUUAUGCGGACAAAGCUGCAGGCUCGGCAUGUGUCGUACCGGGAGCUGGGUGCCUGUGUUCGAGCUGCGGUGGCUCAGGGUGGCUGGCGCUCACUGUGGCUGGGCUGGGGCCCCACUGCCCUUCGAGAUGUGCCCUUCUCAGCCCUGUACUGGUUCAACUAUGAGCUGGUGAAGAGCUGGCUGAAUGGACUCAGGCCGAAGGACCAGACUUCUGUGGGCAUGAGCUUUGUGGCUGGUGGCAUCUCAGGGACGGUGGCUGCAGUGCUGACUCUACCCUUUGAUGUGGUGAAGACCCAACGCCAGGUCGCGCUGGGAGCGAUGGAGGCUGUGAGAGUGAAUCCCCUGCAUGUGGGCUCCACCUGGCUGCUGCUGCGAAGGAUCCGCGCCGAGUCUGGCACCAAGGGACUCUUUGCAGGCUUCCUUCCUCGGAUCAUCAAGGCUGCCCCCUCCUGCGCCAUCAUGAUCAGCACCUACGAGUUCGGCAAAAGCUUCUUCCAGAGGCUGAACCAGGACCGGCUUCUGGGCAGCUGAAAGGGGCAUGGAGGCAAGGACCCCGUCUCUCCCAUGGAUGGGGAGAGGGCAGGAGGAUACCCAGCCAAGUGCCUUUUUCUCAGCACUGAGGGAGGGGGCUUGUUUCCCUUCCCUGCCGGCGACAAGCUCCAGGGCAGGGCUGUGCCUCUGGGCGGCCCAGCCCUUCCUCAGAUGCAACUUCUUCCUGCUGCUCCAAUCGUGGGGAUCAUCACUUUCCCACCCCCCAAGUUCAAGACCAAAUCUUCAGCUGCCCCUUCGUGUUGCCCUGUGUUUGCUGUAGCUGGGCCUGUCUCCGGAAACCGAGAAACCCUCAGCCUGGCAUAGUCUCCCUGACCCCUGUUAAUUCCUUUAGUGUAAAGAUGAUGAACUUCUG